Aricia agestis (brown argus) is the source of this 655-nucleotide messenger RNA. RefSeq lists its product as uncharacterized. The record is from RefSeq and is a predicted model, not a curated record. Bases 75 to 638 code for a protein of 187 amino acids. Lineage: Eukaryota; Metazoa; Arthropoda; Insecta; Lepidoptera; Lycaenidae. The transcript is spliced from 4 exons.
UACAAAAUUUCGGAGUGAAAAUAAAAUUUUAGGAAACUCGAUGAAAAUUAUAUUUUUACACGUCUUAUACUAAAAUGGUUCGAUGGCGGGUUAUUUUGUUUUUGACAAUGGUGGUGGUGGCGCAGGUUUCGUGUUCCAAAGAUGAUGAUGAAGAAGAAAAUGAUGAGACCACAACUAUGCCAGAAGAGGAAAACGUGGAAGAAGAGGACGAGGUAACCUCGCAGCAACCAAGGGUGCCGACUACCGUCCCUCGUCUGACGCGGACAACCAGCAACCCGCUGCAGUGCUAUGUUUGCAGCUACAAGCGGGACAGUUCGGGAGUAACCUGCUUGGACCCGAAACGCAGCAACGUAAGCACGACAUACUGCAGCGUCCCCGGCGACAAGUGUUUCACGGCGGUGGAGACGCGGGGUGCCGACGUGUCCAUCGUGGUGCGCGGCUGCAAGACCGACUGUGUCAGCUCGCCAGACGUCAUCUGCUGUAAUUCGAACCUCUGCAACGCUAUAACAGUUGGUCAGCCGUCGCGACUACGCCCAGUAGCGUUCAACUCUGCUGCCAAAUCUCUGCCUCAGACGGUGCUGUACUUUGUGACAGUCCUGCUGCUGCUCCAAGCUGUCGUCAAGGUCAAUAUUGUGUGAAUAAAUUGGUGCUGUAU